AAAUCAAUAAAUCAAAGUCAGAUUCAUUCAUUCAGUCCUCAAUGUUUAUUUUGUGAGAGCAGCGUAAAAGCAGACUAUUUUUGUGAUAGUAACUGUUUCAUAAGAUGUGCUUUUAAGAUGUCUUGUCUCACAAUACCGCCGUAUAUGUUACAACAGGUAGCUGACAUUACUGAAACAAUAAAUUAUCCCAUCAAAAAUAUACAACGCAUAAAGUAUACCUGCUUUGAUAUAUCAAAAUCGUUAAUAGCAUUUGGAGCAACGAGUGGAGGCAUAUAUGUGUUUAACAGAUGGCCUUGUGAAUUUAUACAACUUAUACCAAGCAAGGAUGGUCCAAUCACUCGUUUGGCCAUAUCUUCAGAUGAGAAACAAAUAGGUUUUGCGAAUGGGAAAGGAUUUGUCACAGUGACAGAAUGUGAACAAUCGUUGAGUGGUAGUUAUUCUACAACGUCAUCAAAGGAACAUCAAGGAAACGAAGUUACAGCCAUGACGUGGAGUAGAAAUAUGCUAUUCACUGGUGACGAUACUGGAAAGGUUUCUAUUCUACAAUUAAAGAGUUUUAUUGCGAAAAGAAUGUUCCAGAGUUCCACCCAGAUUAUUAUGAGCUUAGAUUCACGUAUCUGUCAACUCGAAGCGAAAGAAUGUAUGCUAUUAGUAUCAACUUUAACAAGAUGUUAUAUUUGUAAUACAGUACAAGAACAGUACAGACAGAUAGGGCAUAAACUAAGAGAUGGUGAAUUUGGAGCAUGCUUUGCCAACAUUCAGAAAUCCCUCAGUAAUGGUACAGUAGAAAAUUCAACGCACGAUUUUACAGAAGUUAAAAAAUAUAACAUUGUCGAUGAUGACGCUGGAUUUGUUGUUGGUGAUGAAUUUUCUAAUACUGUUAUUUAUUGUGCCCGGCCAUCAUCAAGGCUAUGGGAAGCUACGAUUGAUGGUAUGGUUAGAAGAACACAUCAGUUUAAACAAGUUUUGGCUAAAAAUCCUAUGACGUUGAUGUCGCAAGAGAUGUAUGAAAACGAGAAUUUCAAAUUCGAAAGUGUAAAUAAUCCUGUUGAUGGACAGUCUAUUAACUUUUCUAGAAUAUACAGCCUCAAUGGUGCUAUAUUCGCUUACAGUAGAAACUCCUUAUAUUUCUUAAAUGUUCAAAGCCUAGAUGACACAGUUUGGUAUGAUGCGUACAACAAUAUUGUUGAUUGUAGGAUAUACAACGAUAUGGUGUAUGUUUGGCUAUCAAACGGCACUCUCGUCAGCUUAAGGUUUAUGAAAUUAGAUAAGUUUUUAGUGAAAUGCUACGCAGAUAGUAAAUUUCGGUUGUGUGCUAAACUGUGUGCCUUUUUUAAAGAAUAUCUUCUAACAAAUGAUUUAUCACCUAAAUUGCAUAUAUUAGGUGGUUUAAGAGAUAAAAUAGUUGAUAAUGAUACUAUGAUGGUAUUAGAAAAUGUUAUAGAGAAAUUCGAUAAAUUAAAAUCGGCUGAUGCUACCCAAUUAAAGUCUGGUAUUUAUGUUGUAGAUAACACAUAUCAAACUCAAACUAUUUUAGACGAAAACAUUCAAUCGAAAAGUGGUGAUGAUAAUUUAUUUGGACAAAUAACGCCAGAAGCUUUACAGACUUUAAAAGGUAUCAGUGAAACGGUAUCGGAUAAAUUAAAUUCAAGUAAAAAAAUAUUGAGAGAGAAAUGGGAAGAUUUCGAAGAGAAAAUGAAGCAUUUAAGCAUCGACAAAAGUGAAAUAAUACAGGAUAGCCCUUUAGAAGAAAACGAAAAGUACCCAAAAUGGAUUCCACGCGAUGAUUUUAAAAUCGACGAUGCUCCUUUAGUUAUAGAGGACGAUAUAAUUUUCAGAGAAUCUAGUCAAAGCGUUAUAGAAAUUGACAAUAAUAAUUUGGAAAGGGAUAAAAUAUGCAAAAUGUUGUACCAAUAUUCUAGACUGAGCCUAGUUAACAAAGAAACUGAAACAAAUUUAAACUCUAUAAUCGACGACUACGCUAAAAACAUUAACGAAAUAUACGACCUAAUGUUGUUAUUAGAAAAAUACUGUAUAUCUAUAGAGGCUUUAGAUGAAUCGAAAUUCGUACCAAAUAACAUAUUUCUAACUUACCUUAACAAUUCGGAAAAUAAAUACGAUUUAAUAAAUUUAAUAAUAGACGAUGAAGUAUUAUAUAAAUACUUUGUAGAUUCUUGUAUCGCUGUCAAUAUUAAAACUCAGAAACAUUCGAAUAUAGGUUGUGAAUGUGGUUUUCCGCUUCCGUAUAUAAGAACAAGUCAGAUGCCAGUAUUCUCUGAAUUAAUAGAUGAAUUUAUAGAACAGCAAUGGUCGAGUCAGACGAAGGAUCAAUGUUAUGAAGUUUGCAAACGAAUGCCUUAUUUGUGGAGAAAAAUAUUGUACUUACGUAGAAAUGAAGACUUGAUCAACGUUUUGAGAAUACUUUUACAAAUGCUAGAUGAGAGUCUCCUGCAUUCUUUUCUACCUCAAUUCACAUUUGAAACAUGGGAGAGAGCCAUACAGUUAUAUGCAACAUUAUAUGCUAACAUGUGUUUAAAUUGUAACAAAAGGUUUGAGCACAUAUCUGUUAAAGAUAUGCUAAGUUGGGAUAAUUUAGGUUCGAUGGUGAUAAAGUCGGUUGGAGGUAGAAAUGCUAUAAAAUUAAUGAAAAGGCACGCGAACUUGAUCGAAACGGGUGCUUUGACAAUGAAGUUUUAUCACUCCUGCUUGCUUGUCGUUCUGUAUGAGAAAUGUGAUGGAACCAUAACGAACCCAUUGGUUGACACAAUUUACAGUUCCUAUGAUUUCAAAGAUACCCGGGAUGAGAUAAAUAAAAUACUCCUUAGCGCAUCAGACGGAACAAUAAAAAAUACAGCUUUGCCCAUAAAUGUCGCAGCUUUAUCACCGAAUUGGGGCUUAAAUGAAAUAUACGAAACACUUUCUCCAAAUGAAUGUGAACUGACAGAAAAUACAAUUUUAAACCAAAUCUUAAUGUCUUUGACAAUGGCGGACAUAACAGACUGCUCACUUUGUGGGUUACCAUUACGUAAUGAAGUUUUAAUCGAAGAUGGCGGUUUAUGGGUUUUUAAGUGUGGCCACAUUUUCCAUGGUGCUUGUUUAAAUUUAAAUAAAAUUAAACUGUGCCCUUCGUGUUCGGUUAAAUGAUUUCUUAAUUAUCCAUCAUCAUCUGUGAGUAUUUAUUUUAUCAGUGUAUACAAUUUUGGAUUGUUUGGUAAAAUAUUUACUGAUUUAUAUGAAAUGGUAUUAAUGUAAUUAUUGCGAAUUAUUAAUCUAGUCUAAAUUUUUAAAAAAGUUACAAUUAUAUAUAAUAACAAUAUAUGCUAUCUCAUUUAUUGGGUUUUUUGAAAUAAAAAUCAAUAGGACUAUUAUAUUCAACAGAAAUUAA
Messenger RNA from Melitaea cinxia (Glanville fritillary), 3385 nucleotides. It is a transcript of the gene pink, whose product is annotated as Hermansky-Pudlak syndrome 5 protein homolog. Lineage: Eukaryota; Metazoa; Arthropoda; Insecta; Lepidoptera; Nymphalidae. The coding region runs from base 118 to 3144 and encodes 1008 amino acids. Gene Ontology annotation, molecular function: protein binding. Gene Ontology annotation, biological process: developmental pigmentation. Gene Ontology annotation, cellular component: cytoplasm. The record is from RefSeq and is a predicted model, not a curated record. The transcript is spliced from 5 exons.